This is a messenger RNA of Eptesicus fuscus (big brown bat), 1804 nucleotides long. RefSeq names its product transmembrane protein 143 (gene TMEM143). The transcript is spliced from 8 exons. The record is from RefSeq and is a predicted model, not a curated record. Gene Ontology annotation, cellular component: mitochondrion. The coding region runs from base 198 to 1562 and encodes 454 amino acids. NCBI's taxonomy places the organism in Eukaryota, Metazoa, Chordata, Mammalia, Chiroptera, Vespertilionidae.
UGCUGCGCAUGCGCGCACCCAGAACCAGGCCGGUACUGGAGCAAGGCAGGCAUAUUGCUCGUGCGCAGUUGAGACGGCUUUAGAGGAAAGAAAUGGACAGCGCUCAGUGACCCAGGUUUUGCGCAUGCGUCCUCCUGCUGGAUGAAGCCGAGUCUUGGGGGACCAGAAAGCCUUCCUGCACAUGCGCAGGAGGCUCAAUGACAGUCGAGCGUUGGCUAAGGCUCCGGGCACAGGGGCUGGCCAUGUUGCAUGUGACCCGGGGGGUCUGGGCAUCCUGGGUCCGAAGAUGGCCAGUCUUGCCCGCGCUCCUGGGGCCCACCCGGGCCCUGUCCUCGCUGGCGGCCAAGAUGGGGGAGUACCGCAGGAUGUGGAACCCCACGGAGCCCCGCGACUGGGCGCAGCAGUAUCAGGAGCGGUUCAUCCCAUUCUCCAAGGAGCAGCUGCUCCGCCUCCUGAUUCAGGAAUUCCACUCCAGUCCUGCAGAGAAGGCGGCCUUGGAAGAGUUCUCUGCCCACGUGGACGUCUGCACCUUGUUCCACUACCAUCAAAUCCUGAACCGGCUGCAGGCCUUAUAUGACCCCAUCAACCCGGACAGGGAGACUCUGGACCAGCCUUCGCUAACGGACCCCCAGCGUCUGUCCAAUGAGCAGGAGGUGCUUCUGGCGCUGGAGCCCCUGCUGGCCCAGGCCAACUUCUCCCCACUCUCCGAGGACACCCUGGCCUAUGCUCUCGUGGUCCACCACCCUCAGGAUGAGGUCCAGGUGACGAUCAACUUGGACCAGUACAUCUACAUGCAGUUCUGGGCCCUGGGCCAGAGAGUCGGAAAGAUGCCUCGCAUGUCCAACCUGGGCUCCAGGCGCUUCUUCUUCUACAAGUCGACCCCUGCAGUGAGGAGAUACUUUAAGCGGGUGGUACUAGCCGCCCGAACGAAGCGGGGGCACCUGGUGCUGAAGAGCUUCAAGGACACCCCCCUGGAGGGCCUGGAGCAGCUGCUGCCCGAGCUGAAGGUGCGCACGUCCGCCCUGCAGCGCACCCUGCUCAACCUCUUCCUGGUCGUCUCGGGCGUGGCGGUCUUCGUCAACGUGGGCAUGGUGGUGCUCACGGACUUGAAGAUGGGCACCUCCCUGCUGCUGCUGCUCUUCGCCGCCUUCAUGGGCCUGCGGGCCUCCAAGAUGUUCGGGCAGCAGCGCAGCGUGCAGGCGCUGGAGCUGGCGCACAUGCUCUACUACCGCAGCACGUCCAACAACUCGGAGCUGCUCAGCGCGCUGGCCCUGCGCGCGCAGGACGAGCACACCAAGGAGGCGCUGCUGGCGCACUCCUUCCUGGCCCGGCGGCCCCGCGGCGCGAGCGGCUCGCCCGAAGAGACCUCCCAGUGGCUCCAGACGGAGGUAGAGAAUUGGCUCCUGACCCAGACAGGCUGUGCCGUGACCUUCAACGGAGCGCGGGCUCUGGGCCACCUGCAAGCCCUGACGGAGAGCUUGGGGACGUGCCCGCCUUCGGUUUUCCCCAAACUAGACCCGGCGGCUACAGACACUUCCCCCGCAGGCCCCGCCCAGCAGUGACGACCCGGCGGGAAGCCUCUGGGCCCGGCCCCGCCCAGCCACCUGGUGAGGAACUAAGCCCCGCCUCCUCCCUGACAAACUGCUCAUCACAGCUCCGAAGCCUUGCAGCUCUAGUUUCCAAUGUUACACUUUAUCCUUAAAACAGAGCCCCCACUCAAGACAGCCUGCACUGCUAUCCCCACCCCUCAGAUGAACUGCCUUUCUGAUGGAAGUUUUUUGGUUCUGAACCCCCACUCCUCUUC